Nematolebias whitei (Rio pearlfish) is the source of this 1963-nucleotide messenger RNA. RefSeq names its product PAF1 homolog, Paf1/RNA polymerase II complex component (gene paf1). Bases 213 to 1805 code for a protein of 530 amino acids. Gene Ontology annotation, molecular function: chromatin binding; RNA polymerase II complex binding. NCBI's taxonomy places the organism in Eukaryota, Metazoa, Chordata, Actinopteri, Cyprinodontiformes, Rivulidae. The transcript has 14 exons. Gene Ontology annotation, biological process: transcription elongation by RNA polymerase II. The record is from RefSeq and is a predicted model, not a curated record. Gene Ontology annotation, cellular component: Cdc73/Paf1 complex.
CUCUCACUAAAACCCUUAUACUCGGUUGUCUAUUCUUCGGUUGUAUGUCCAGUUUUACUGCGAGGAAAUAAUGCGUUAUUCUGUAGUUAGGUGUAACUGAUGUAUUUUUUGUAAAUAUUAGGGCCUGUGAAGUCUCACUGGACGAAUUUGUGUCGAUCAUUCGUGUUUGCAAACAACCCGUCUUUUAGCCGUGAGCACCAUCUCGUGUAAACAUGGCUCCGACUAUUCAGACACAACAAGCUCAACGGGAGGACGGCCACAGUCGAACGUCUUCUCACAGAACCGUACCAGAGAGAUCGGGAAUUGUUUGUCGAGUGAAGUACUGCAACAGCUUGCCCGACAUCCCCUUUGAUCCCAAAUUCAUCACAUAUCCAUUUGACCAGCACAGGUUUGUACAAUAUAAAGCCACUUCCCUGGAGAAGCAACACAAACAUGAACUCCUGACUGAACCAGAUCUUGGAGUGACCAUUGACCUCAUCAACCCAGACACCUACCGCAUAGAUCCCAAUGUCUUUUUGGACCCUGCUGAUGAGAAAUUGUUGGAGGAGGACAUCCAGGCUCCAUCCAGCUCCAAAAGAUCCCAACAACAUGCCAAAGUGGUGCCGUGGAUGAGAAAAACAGAAUACAUUUCCACAGAGUUCAACAGAUAUGGUGUCUCUAAUGAAAAAGUGGAGGUCAAGAUUGGAGUGUCUGUCAAACAGCAGUUUACAGAAGAAGAGAUCUACAAGGAUAGGGACAGUCAGAUUUCUGCUAUCGAGAAGACGUUUGAAGACGCACAGAAAUCGAUCUCACAGCACUACAGUAAACCCCGAGUUACUCCUGUGGAGGUCCUGCCCGUGUUCCCUGACUUUAAGAUGUGGAUCAACCCGUGCGCUCAGGUCAUCUUCGACUCUGAUCCUGCACCUAAAGAUAUUUCUGCUCCUGCAGGGGUGGAGAUGAUGUCUCAGGCCAUGAUCAGGGGAAUGAUGGAUGAGGAGGGGAAUCAGUUUGUGGCCUACUUCCUGCCCAAUGAAGAAACCCUUCGUAAGCGAAAGAGAGACUUUGAGGAGGGGGUGGAUUAUAUGGCAGAGGAUCUAUAUGAUUAUAAGAUUGCAAGAGAGUACAACUGGAAUGUCAAAAACAAAGCCAGCAAGGGCUAUGAGGAGAACUACUUCUUUAUCUUCCGAGAUGGAGACGGUGUUUACUACAAUGAGCUGGAGACGAGAGUGCGCUUGAGCAAGAGGAGAGCCAAGGCAGGAGCGCAGUCCACUACAAACGCUGUGCUGGUGUGUAAGCACAGAGACAUGAAUGAGAAGGAGCUGGAGGCCCAGGAGGCACGUAAGGCUCAGCUGGAGAACCACGAGCCAGAAGACGAGGAGGAAGACCUGGAGAAAGACAUGCAGGAUUCUGGUGACGAGAAGGAAAAGGGCAGCGGCAGCGAGGCAGAGAACUCCGGCAGCGAGUCUGAGAGGGAAGACGAGGACCAGGAACAAAGUGGCGAAGAGGACGAAGAAGAAGAGAACCCAGCGAAACGGCGACGGAAGGCAAGCGGCAGCGGUAGCGAAAGCGGCGAGGACAGGACCAGAGAAUUGCGGGACGAGGAAGAGAUCUUCGGCAGCGACGACGACGACGAACCCAAGAAUUCGGCCAGGAGCAGCGGGGAGGAGGGCAGCGGCAGCGAAGACGAAGGGGAGAACAGGAGGGGCAGCAGGAGUCGCAGCGCCUCUCCGGCACGCAGCGACCGCAGCAGCGACCACUCGGAGACUCGGGCUCAAAGUGGAAGUGAGCGAGGGUCAGAGUCCAGCGACGCCAGCGACAGUGAAUAAGACGUGCGUCCAGUUCAGCGCCUGCGCGUUCAGCUCCAAACAUGGCCGUUGUACACGGUCCUCAAGCUGUAGUUUAGUCUGGGGCUGCGUCUUCUGAGUGACUGCACACAUGCUCAUAUAGACUCCUCUUUUCAACCCAGCUUUAUUUGUAGAUUUCA